Leptopilina heterotoma is the source of this 4037-nucleotide messenger RNA. RefSeq names its product zinc finger protein ZIC 4-like. The transcript has 3 exons. Bases 562 to 1992 code for a protein of 476 amino acids. Gene Ontology annotation, molecular function: RNA polymerase II cis-regulatory region sequence-specific DNA binding; DNA-binding transcription factor activity, RNA polymerase II-specific. The record is from RefSeq and is a predicted model, not a curated record. Gene Ontology annotation, cellular component: nucleus. Gene Ontology annotation, biological process: regulation of transcription by RNA polymerase II; central nervous system development. NCBI's taxonomy places the organism in Eukaryota, Metazoa, Arthropoda, Insecta, Hymenoptera, Figitidae.
UCGUGCUUCCAACAACUCAGUCCCGCUGUGAACGCAGCAAGGAACGCCACGGAUUUUCUCCCUACCGCAAACACACAACUUACACACUUCUUACAUUUCUCAAAAAUAUCUUAACUUGUUAUCGCGAAAAUUUUCAAAAACCAUCGGAAACAAAUUAAAGUAACACUUACAAAAAAAAGUUUUUUUUUAAUAGUGUUAUUUAAAAUUCGUGAUUUUGUAACUACUGGAUUUGUGCAUAGUGAGUGACCUUUGUGAUCAAGUGACAAAAAAAAAACAGUGUAUAGUCUUAAACUGGAAAAGGAAAGCAUUAAAUAGAACAGUACAAAACCAAAUAGAGAAGUGAUUGAGAAAUUGAAAACUAAAAAAGGGAGUGAUCUAGAAAUAGUGAUUAAAGUCUCUUGAUUUAGAAUCAGUUCGUAAUGAGGAGGCGACUCAAGUAGUUCGCCAUAAGGAAUCGAGAAACUCUUUUUUGGAUUUAAUCAACACUUUGUCGUGACAAAAUUAGAGAAUCAUUGCAGAAACAAUCGAUUCAAACUGGAGGGAAUAAAGCAGGAGUUCACAAUGAUGAACGCCUUUCUUGAUGGGGUGCCAACACACCCUCAUCAUUUAGCAUCUCUUGGGAUCAAGUUGUCACCCUCGAAUAGUCCUACCGGUUGCAUGGACUCAAACGUUCAACCUUCUCCAGGUGAUGCUCCAGUGCAACAGCAUCAUCACUUUCAUCCCCAGAGUUAUGCCCCACAUCAUCCGCAUCCCGGCUCACACAUGGCCCCUCACAUGGGUCACCACAUGAGUCAUCAUCCAGGUUAUGCGGCACGUGAUUUCCUCCUUCGAAGGGAACACGAAUUCAAUGCGACGGCAAACGCAACAACGCCCGAGAGUGGUUUGGGUUUGUUUACACCAUUGCAUCACGACGGUUCGGCCGGCGGUAUGCAACAAUUUCCCCAUCAUCCUGGUCAACAUCCCUUAACGGCGACGAGUCACUAUCCUGGCCACUAUCCUCAGGACAGUAGACUGCCUCCACCACCACCGCCACCACCUCAUCAUCAGUAUUUAGGAGCACCACAUUUGACGCCGUCGAUUCACCAUCAACAACACCCCUCGGUCAAUCAUCCGAGUCAUCAUCCGCACGGUGCAUUCCUCAGGUACAUGAGAACGGGCGGUGGUACGACGAAUAAUCAAAGGCAGGAGAUGCCUUGCAUGUGGGUUGAUCAGGAUGCUCCUGGCUCGGGAAGGAAGCUGUGCGGUAAGGUCUUCAAUUCACUUCAUGACAUCGUGACGCAUCUGACAGUUGAGCACGUGGGCGGUCCAGAGUGCACGACGCACGCGUGUUUCUGGCAAGGUUGCUCCAGAAAUGGCAGGGCCUUCAAGGCCAAGUACAAACUCGUCAAUCACAUCCGAGUACACACUGGCGAAAAACCAUUUCCAUGUCCGUUCCCAGGAUGUGGCAAGGUCUUCGCCAGGUCGGAAAAUUUGAAGAUUCACAAGAGAACGCAUACCGGAGAGAAGCCUUUCAAAUGCGAAUACAGCGGCUGUGACAGACGAUUCGCGAAUAGCAGCGAUCGGAAAAAACACAGUCACGUCCACACGUCAGACAAGCCUUACAACUGUCGAGUUUCCGGCUGCGAUAAGUCCUACACCCAUCCGAGUUCAUUGCGCAAACACAUGAAGGUGCACGGAAUGACAUUGGGAGAUGGAAAACUCGGAGGCGGUUACGAGAGCGAGGGCGAAGAAAGUAGCAGUAGCGGUGGUAGUUUAUCAGUAACGGGCCACACGGAAUCGCCACAACCUCAAACUGUUGUUUCGGCAACAACAACACUAACGACAAAUCCACCACCGACACACCUAUCGUCAAGGGGUCCCGAAUUAACGGAAUGGUACGUCUGUCAACCGACGCCAGUGGGUUCACAACACAGUCCCCUGCCAGGUCCACCACCACAUCAUCUUGGUCAUCACUUUAACCCAUUGAUGCAUCAUCAAGCGACUGCGUAUUAACCAAACUUUUCUUGAUGAUCUGAAUAUUAAUCUGGACAAUUUCACCAUUAGAAGACAAUUGAUCCUUUUGGCUGAAUCCUUUCGGAAAACAAUCAAAAACACACUUUUCGGAUGAAUCCUUUCGACUUCUUUCGGAAAACAAUAAAAAUCAAACAAUCCUUUUGGAUAAAUUUUUGAGAAACUCCUAACGAAAGAAUUUUUAGAAUGCAAUCCUUUCGGAUGGAUUUUGUGAAAAGGAUUCUUCAAAAUGGAUUUUGCAACAGUCAUUUUAGUUUGACAAAGUACUUUCAUGAUUCACGAAAAAAAAAUGAAAGCGGCUAAAGACCAAAUCCAGCGAGUAUUCAUUAAUAUCUAAAAUACUAAUGACAAAUACGUGACUGGUUUUUUAUUCUUUUGUUGGAAUUGAUCCAGAUUAAAUAUUUAUGGGAUUAGGCCAAUUGGGGGAUCGCAUGGAUAUUUUUUUUUUCGUUCUGUUCGAUGUUCGUCAUCGACGCUUGGCUGUGGAACCUCUCUGCAAAAAUCGAAUGUUUGAAAUCAGUUGGCAAAUUGGUUUGAUUGAAUUAAAUAUUUUUUGCACUUUUUAAAUUUCAUUCUUUCAUCAUUAAUUCUCAUUAAUUAAGACGAAACUUAAAUUUCAUCAUCAACUGUCAUUAAUUAACACGAAAAUUAAUUUUCAUCAUUAACACGAAAAUUAAUUUUCAUCAUUAACAUGAAAAUUAAUUUUCAUAAUUCAAUUGAAUUGGAUUGAAUAGAAUAUUAUUAAAUUCAAAUAGCAUUUCUAUCUUUACACCAUCAGCGAUUUCUUUUUUUCUAAAUUCGAAUUUUUUCCGCAUAUAUUAAAGAUAGAGAAUUAUUUUUUCCACUUGAAAUUGAGAAAAAUUUUGUAAUCGUUCUACAAUCAAUAGUUUUUUAUUUUUCGUUAAAAUAUUGUUUCAAUUUUAACUUUCCGUUGAGGUGAAUAAUUGGACCAAUUUGAUCAAAUUGAGACAUUAAACAAGAGAUCAAAAAAAAAGUGUUCGUCAACGGAAAAUUAACAUUUUGUUAUACUAUCUGUGCUGGCGCAGAUUCUACUGAUUGCAAUUUUCUUUUUUCAAUUCUAGUUCAUUUUUAGGGAAAAAAAUUCGAUCGAAAUUAAAAUUUUUUCUACUUGAUUACAAAGGAGACUAAAAGAAAAAAAUAAAUAAAAAAGCUACAUUGCGAACCAAAGGAAAAUGCAGAUCUCUUGAAAUAAAAAUAUUCAUUUGUUGUAAAUAAUUACUAUAAAGAUCUCAAAGUGCAUAAUAUUAGGGCCAAUGUAAAGAAUUAAUUCAUUAAGAUACCAAAUGAUUCCAAUGAUCGAAUCAAAUUCCUUCGAAUAAUAAGUUUAAAAGAAACGAAUUUGUUUUGAUACAUAUUAAAUUGUAGUUUAAUUAUAGCAUAUAUAUAUAUUUAUUUUUAUCAAAUGCGACAUUUAGUAUUUAAAUUGAUGUCGAAACAAAUCUCUCUUUUAAACUUGUUACCAAUAUUGGAACUGAAACGAUUUGAACCUUAUUAAUUAAAAAUGUUUUUCAAUCGAAUAAAUUUAAUGAAUUACCUAUUUUCGAAUAGUUCUAGAAUCGAAUAGAGUAUAAAAAAAAGCUUGAUAUAUGGAAAUCGCAUUAGGUGAUUGUAUAAAAGUGCAACCACAUUUGUGCCUCAAUUUUACUUCAAACCAAAUAUAGCAAAACAGUUUCAAAACUUUCGAUGUGCACACGCCUAAAACGCUUCUUUAUAGUCGUCACGUGAAAUCUAGUAAAUACCAACUAAGAAAAUAUAUUUCUGUUUUUUCCCUUGACGUAUUUUUUUUAAUAUUCUUAAUUAAUUUUUUCCCCAACCAUAUAUUAAAAACAGUUUUCAAAUUUCGAAAAAUUCCCCAAUGAUUGUAAAUAAUUUCAAAAAAAAAAUCGUCCAACUCUCAAUUUAUUUCGUCCAAAGAGUUAAUUUAUUUUAAAGAAAAAAAAUUGUAAAUUAAGAAUAUUAAAAAAACUGAUUCUAAACGAAAUAUUAAUAAAAGUGUAAAUUGCAAA